Molecule: messenger RNA, 939 nt
Organism: Phycomyces blakesleeanus NRRL 1555(-)
Lineage: Eukaryota; Fungi; Mucoromycota; Mucoromycetes; Mucorales; Phycomycetaceae
Exons: 8
Coding region: 1-939 (312 amino acids)
Source: RefSeq, a predicted model, not a curated record
AUGUCCGAUAUUAACACAACUCUCCUCAACUCAAUUCAAAAGAUUGAGGUUAAUCUUGCUGAAAUCAAGCAAGCAUUGCGCGAGCUUCAAAGGCAAUUCAGCAAUCAAUUUGCGCCAGCAGUCAGUGCGGAAGAUCUAACUACAUGCAACAAAGCAUUAUUGAGUAGAGUUGUAACUCUUGAGCGUAUUGCCGAGUCUGUGAAAAGAGCCCAGCUCACAGAGUACCCUGAUCAGCUCGGAAAAAACGAAGCACAAAAAUACAAUCUGUUGCUUCAGAUUCUUCACGAGCAGGACUGGAAGGCGCGCUGCAAAGAAGUUCCACAAGGGCAGCCUUUGCCCCCAUUAGUCCCUCUUUCAGACCAUGAUUUGACAGUAAAAAGACUGCAUCUCAAAACAUUAGGCCGUACGGUAAAGCAUGAUAUCAUUGACAAAGACUAUCCUGCGGCCUCAAAAGAAUGGAAGAAUAUCCCAGAGAAAAACAGGGAAUACUACAUGAUGCAUUUGGAGAGAUUGGCGAAGAAUGGUGGAUUGCACAUCCACCAAUGUAAAAGAAUGUGGUGUGCAAGAAGCCUUCUUCGGGAAAGCUUCAAGAGCGACAACCAGAUGCACAAGAGAAGAAUGGCAGAGAAGAACAAAACACAGCGAGACAUAAGUGAUUCUUCGCUUUCUUCUCCUGAUAUGUCAGAAACUGGUGAUGUUGAGUCACCCAUAAUGGCAGAUGUGCUGUCUCCUCCACCCACAGCAAGUGUCGAGCCUGCUCGCAAGAGAAGCCGAAGAUCAGUAAAUGCUUAUUUUACUGAACAAAAAUCGGUAAAAAAUAAUAAGUGCUAUCUAAGAAUUACAAAGAAUUCUGCAACGUCACCACACUGCUGGACAACUGAAGUUUUGCUGAAAGCUGAUCAUUCUUACAACACCCCGCGUCAAAAGAGUGACAUGUGA